AUGCUAGUGCAUAUGCUCCAGCGCGCUCAUAAAGCUCUCUCGUGCGUUCUCUCACGCACUCUCACGCACUAUCUCAUGCACUCUCUCACGCACUCUCUCACGCACUCUCUCACGCACUCUCUCACGCACUCUCUCACGCACUCUCUCACGCACUCUCUCACGCACUCUCUCACGCACUCUCUCACGCACUCCCUCACGCAGUCUCUCAUGCGGUCUCUCACGCACUCUCUCUCGCACUCUCUCACGCACUCUCUCACGCACUCUCUCACGCACUCUCUCACGCACUCUCUCACGCACUCUCUCACGCACUCUCUCACGCACUCUCUCACGCACUCUCUCACGCACUCUCACGCGCUCUCUCACGCACUCUCUCACGCACUCUCACGCACUCUCUCACGCGCUCUCUCACCCACUCUCUCACCCAAUCUCUCACGCGCUCUCUCACCUGCUCUUUCAGGGCUCUCUCACGUGCUCCCACACGCUCUCACGCGCUCCCUCACUCGCUCUCUCACACUUUCUCUCACACGCUCCCUCACGUGCUCUCUCACACCCUCUCUCACGUGCGCUCUCACGCACGCUUUCACGCUUCUCUCACUCACUCUCUCACGCGCUCUCUCCACGCUCUCUCGCGCGCUCUCGCACGCGCACUCUCACGCGCUCUCUCACGCGUUCUCUCACGCUCUCUCUCACGCGCUCUCUCACGCACGCUUUCACGCACGCUUUAACGCAUCUCUCACGCACUCUCUCAUGCGCCCUCUCACGCGCUCUAUCACACGCACUCUCACGCGCACUCUCACGCGCUCUCUCACGCGCUCUCUCACGCGCUCUCUCACUUGCUCUCUCACGCGCCCUCUCAUGCUCUUUCUCAUGCUCUCUCUCACGCGCUCCCUCUCGCGCUCCCUCACGCGAACUCUCAUGCGCUCUCACGCACUCUCUCACGCUCUCUCUCACGCGCUCUCUCACGCACUCUCACGCGCUCUAUCACGCACUCUCUCACGCGCUCUCGCACGCGCUCCCUCACGCGCUCUCUCACGCGCUCUCUCACGCGCCCUCUCAUGCUCUUUCUCAUGCUCUCUCUCACGCGCUCCCUCUCGCGCUACCUCACGCGAACUCUCAUCCGCUCUCACACACUCUCUCACGCUCUCUCUCACGCGCUCCCUCACGCACUCUCACGCGCUCUCUCACGCACUCUCUCACGCGCUCUCGGACGCGCUCCCUCACGCACUCUCUCACGCGCUCUCUCACGCGCUCCCUCACGUGCUCUCUCACGCGCUCUCUCAUGCGCCCUCUCACGCGCACUCUCAUGCACUCUCUCACGCGUCUCACGCACUCUCUCAUGCGCCCUCUCACGCGCUCUAUCACACGCACUCUCACGCGCUCUCACACGCGCUCUCUCACGCGCUCUCUCACGCGCUCUCUCACGCGCUCUCUCACGCGCCCUCUCAUGCUCUUUCUCAUGCUCUCUCUCACAUGCUCCCUCUCGCGCUCCCUCACGCAAACUCUCAUGCGCUCUCACACACUCUCUCACGCUCUCUCUCACACGCUCUCUCACGCACUCUCACGCGCUCUCUCACACACUCUCUCACGCGCUCUCGCACGCGCCCCCUCACGCGCUCUCUCACGCGCCCUCUCAUGCUCUUUCUCAUGCUCUCUCCCACGCGCUCCCUCUCGCGCUCCCUCACGCGAACUCUCAUGCGCUCUCACACACUCUCUCACGCUCUCUCUCACGCGCUCUCUCAUGCACUCUCACGCGCUCUCUCACGCACUCUCUCAUGCGCUCUCGCACGCGCUCCCUCACGCGCUCUCUCACGCGCUCUCUCAUGCGCUCUCUCACGCGCUCUCUUACGCGCUCUCUCACGGGCUCUCUCACGCGCUCUCUCACGCGCUCUCUCACGCGCUCUCCCACGUGCUCCCUCAUGUGCUCUCUCUCACGCACUCUCUCACGCGCUCUCUCAUGUGCUCUCUCACGCGCACUCUCAUGCACUCUCUCACGCGUCUCACGCACUCUCUCAUGCGCCCUCUCACGCGCCCUCUCACGCGCACUCUCACGCGCUCUCACACGCGCUCUCUCACGCGCUCUCUCACGCGCUCUCUCACGCGCUCUCUCACGCGCCCUCUCAUGCUCUUUCUCAUGCUCUCUCUCACGCGCUCCCUCUCGCGCUCCCUCAUGCGAACUCUCAUGCGCUCUCACGCACUCUCUCACGCUCUCUCUCACGCGCUCUCUCACGCACUCUCACGCGCUCUCUCACGCACUCUCUCACGCGCUCUCGUACGCGCUCCCUUACGCGCUCUCUCACGCGCUCCCUCACGCGCUCUCUCACACGCUCUCUCACGCGCCCUCUCAUGCUCUUUCUCAUGCUCUCUCUCACGCGCUCCCUCUCGCGCUCCCUCACGCGAACUCUCAUGCGCUCUCACACACUCUCUCAUGCUCUCUCUCACGCGCUCUCUCACGCACUCUCACGCGCUCUCUCACGCACUCUCUCACGCGCUCUUGCACGAGCACAGCAAGCACCUGGCACUCCACUGCGCGGCCAGUGA
Messenger RNA from Closterium sp. NIES-65, 2538 nucleotides. The record is from the annotation of a GenBank genome assembly. NCBI's taxonomy places the organism in Eukaryota, Viridiplantae, Streptophyta, Zygnematophyceae, Desmidiales, Closteriaceae.